This is a messenger RNA of Acomys russatus (golden spiny mouse), 1547 nucleotides long. It is a transcript of the gene Adss2, whose product is annotated as adenylosuccinate synthase 2. Gene Ontology annotation, biological process: 'de novo' AMP biosynthetic process; IMP metabolic process. The record is from RefSeq and is a predicted model, not a curated record. Gene Ontology annotation, cellular component: cytoplasm. Lineage: Eukaryota; Metazoa; Chordata; Mammalia; Rodentia; Muridae. Gene Ontology annotation, molecular function: adenylosuccinate synthase activity; GTP binding. The transcript is spliced from 13 exons. Bases 116 to 1486 code for a protein of 456 amino acids.
CCUCUGCCUCCUUCUUCCUCCGCAUGUGGCUGGCGGCGGUGGCGGCGCAGCAGUUGAGUUCACGCUCUGUUUGCCCGCCGCGUCUCCUCAAGGCUCUUCUGGCCUGACCGGAGCCAUGUCGAUCUCCGAGAGCAACCCGGUGGCCGCCUCCCUGCCCAACGGCGACUGCGGCCGCCCCAGGGCGCGGCCCGGAGGGAACCGGGUGACGGUGGUGCUGGGCGCGCAGUGGGGCGACGAGGGAAAAGGGAAGGUGGUGGAUCUGCUGGCGCAGGACGCCGACAUCGUGUGCCGCUGCCAGGGAGGGAAUAAUGCUGGCCACACGGUUGUUGUAGAUUCUGUGGAAUAUGACUUUCAUCUUUUACCUAGUGGAAUAAUUAACCCAAACGUUACUGCCUUCAUUGGAAAUGGAGUGGUAAUUCAUCUUCCUGGAUUGUUUGAAGAAGCAGAGAAAAAUGUUCAAAAGGGGAAAGGUCUAGAUGGCUGGGAAAAAAGGCUUAUCAUAUCGGACAGAGCUCAUAUCGUGUUUGACUUUCACCAAGCAGCUGAUGGUAUCCAGGAACAGCAGAGACAAGAGCAAGCAGGAAAAAAUUUGGGUACCACGAAAAAGGGCAUUGGCCCAGUGUAUUCCUCUAAAGCUGCUCGGAGUGGACUUCGGAUGUGUGAUCUCGUUUCUGACUUCGAUGGCUUCUCUGAGAGGUUCAAAGUUCUAGCUAACCAGUACAAAUCCAUAUAUCCUACUUUGGAAAUAGACAUUGAAGGUGAAUUACAGAAACUCAAGGGUUAUAUGGAAAGGAUUAAACCGAUGGUGAGAGAUGGAGUUUAUUUCCUAUAUGAGGCCCUCCAUGGACCACCCAAGAAAAUCUUGGUAGAAGGUGCAAACGCAGCAUUGUUAGAUAUUGAUUUUGGAACUUACCCUUUCGUAACCUCUUCAAACUGUACUGUUGGAGGUGUUUGUACAGGUUUGGGGAUGCCCCCUCAAAAUGUUGGAGAAGUAUAUGGAGUUGUAAAAGUUUAUGCCACUAGAGUUGGUAUUGGUGCCUUUCCCACAGAACAAGACAAUGAAAUUGGAGAAUUAUUACAAACACGGGGUAGAGAAUUUGGAGUAACUACUGGGAGGAAAAGAAGAUGUGGCUGGUUGGACCUUGUUUCACUCAAAUAUGCUCAUAUGAUCAAUGGAUUUACUGCGUUGGCCCUUACCAAGUUGGAUAUUUUGGAUAUGUUUACGGAAAUCAAAGUUGGCAUUGCUUACAAAUUAGAUGGGGAAAUUAUACCUCACUUCCCAGCAAACCAUGAAGUCUUAAAUAAAGUGGAAGUUCAGUAUAAGACUCUACCAGGAUGGAACACAGACAUAUCUAAUGCAAGGACAUUUAAGGACCUACCUGUCAAUGCACAAAAUUAUGUUCGAUUUAUUGAAGAUGAGCUUCAGAUACCAGUUAAAUGGAUUGGUGUAGGAAAAUCCAGAGAGUCCAUGAUUCAGCUCUUCUGAGGAUCGCCAGCAAUGAGCACACAGACACUCCUUGAGAGGAAGGGAAAAAUACUUAAGCAUU